Messenger RNA from Epinephelus fuscoguttatus (brown-marbled grouper), 3429 nucleotides. RefSeq names its product interleukin 1 receptor-like 1 (gene il1rl1). The transcript has 12 exons. Gene Ontology annotation, molecular function: interleukin-1 receptor activity. Gene Ontology annotation, biological process: signal transduction. The record is from RefSeq and is a predicted model, not a curated record. Bases 304 to 2013 code for a protein of 569 amino acids. Lineage: Eukaryota; Metazoa; Chordata; Actinopteri; Perciformes; Serranidae.
GUGUGUGUGUGUGUUUACAUGCUUGAGUGAGGGAGAGGAAGAAGUAAAAAAUGGGAGAAGGCAAACGAAAGGAAGUAGUGUGUGUGUGUGUGUGUGUGGGUGUGCGUCUAAAUGAAUGAAUGUAUCAUUAUGUGCGUGCAUGUCUGAGGGUAAUUUCCUUUUCUAGCUGUCAUGAUGCUGCUCACCCACUGAGCAGCGAUGAACAGAGGAGAUAUAAAACCACGCAGAGGAGGAGAUGAAGACAGAAGAAGACAGAGUCUGACUUGAUCCCCUCCGGCUGUCAGCGUGCACUCACACAAGGAAAUGGAUACUUCCCGACUCGGCUUCUUCAUCUUCAUUGUGAUAACUGCAACUGCAUCUUCAGCAUCUUUAGAGACAACUGAGUUCCAGUGUGUGGACCUAAACACGGAUUCUUUCAGACUUUUUGAAGGGGAGGCAUUUCAUUUUGUGCCCCGUGAGCUUGGCAAUAACGUCCCUGAUGAUGAGGUCACAUGGUACAAAAAUAACUCCCAAAUCACCACUGAUGAGAACCAGAACGUACAUUACCACGGUGGAGCACUCUUUAUCUUAAACCUCUGCAGUGAAAACUCCGGCCUUUACAUCGCCAGGCAAGAUGAGCCAUCAGGACAGUGUUACAACUAUUUUUUACAAGUUGACGUCUUCAAACGAAGCAAUCCAAUGGAAAAGAAAUUCCUCUACGGAUCCAUUGAAGAGUCUGCUACGGCCAAAAAGAUCCCAUGUCCAGAUCCUGUCCGCAACACAUGUACCUCGUUGGCGGGAACUUUCUCCUGGAGCACGCAACCCCCCUUGCCCGAGCUGCAGACGUUCACUAGCCCUGAAGAUCGUCAAAAAGCUGACCUGUGGAUUAAGACGGAUACUGACGCUCACAAUGGCAUCUACACUUGCACUUGUACCUGGAAACACAAUAACAAGGAGUACAAAUCGACUGCCUCCAGGGAGGUAAAGCAUCUAGAGACAGAGGUCCACGUUCCGGUGGAGAUCAUUUCUCCAGCCAACAAGGAGCAGCUUGCUGAUGAAGGCGCUGGGAUCAAGCUGAACUGCUCGGUUUACUGUGGGAUAAAUGUGAAAUCUCACUGCAAGGCCAUGUGGGAGGUUAUUGGAGUCUCUGUCCAGGAGCGCGAUGGAUACCGUCAAACCUCAAAAGUAAACCUAGAGAGUCCCUCACAGAUGACCAUCUCCACUGCAACCCUGGUCAUUGACAGAGUGUCUGCUCAAGAUUUCAAGACUGAGUUUAAAUGCAUCGGCGUAGGCUUCUCUACAAAUAACUUUACCAUUAUAACUCUGAAGCGGAGAGAGUCAAUAAUUCCACUCGUCAUCGGAGGCGUGUGUGUGUUGCUUUUUGGUGUGUUUGCCGCUGUGCUGGUCAAAUGCUUUGCCAUCGACCUCGCUCUCUUCUUCAGACGCUGCAUCCCACUAAGCAGCUACAAAAAAGAUAUGAGGAUGUACGAUGCCUAUGUGGUUUACCAAAUGCAGAGCAUUGACAAGGACACUGAGGACGCACUCUGUCAGUUCAUCUCAAAGAUACUGCCGUCUGUCCUCGAGGAAAAAUGUGGAUAUCGACUCUUCAUCCACGGGAGGGACGACAUACCCGGGGAAGACCGUCUGGAGCUGGUGGAGGACUGCAUGAAGCAGAGCAAGAGGCUGAUGGUCAUCCUCACCCCGGGCUCAGGAUCGGAGCAGGAGAACGCAGACGAACCUCCUGCCUCGCCCCAAACCUCAGUGAUAGGAGGCUUCGACUGGCAGUUGGGGCUCCACCAUGCACUGGUCCAGAGGGAAAUGAGCGUGAUUCUGAUCCAGCUUGGGGACACUGGGCCAAAAGGAUACACACACCUUCCUGCUGGCCUGCAGCACCUGAUUCAAAAGAGCGCCCCCAUCAGGUGGCCAGAGGGUUCGCGGGGCGCCACAGCCUGGAACUCACGCUUCUGGAAGAGAGUAAGAUACCUGAUGCCUGCAAUACCUGCCAAAAAAUGUCUGCAGUCUGGUAUUAUUUGAAACCCUUAUGAGUUUGCUGUGGCUUUACUGGAAUGAUAAUUAGCGUGUGUAAUAAAAAGGAUCCAGAUGCACAGGCCCAUCAAACGCUUUACACAGGGUCAUCAGUUAUGUCACAAUGAUGCAAGUAAGUCCAGAUAAAGUUGUGAAUGUACAGAACCCCUGAGAGGCAAGUGUCUGAUCUAAACUGUUUUUGCUGCGGUGUUAAGAGCAUUACAACAGGUGAAAAAUAAGCAGCAAUUUCAGGAUUCAAGCCAGCAUGGAACUUUAAAAGUUGAAAGCUUGGUAGGAUCAAGAUCUUUGACAAUUUAAGAUGCCCGCAUUAAAGAUAAACAACAGGUUUUUGGGGACAUGCUUUAAUGUCUUAGUUUUUUUGAUGUUUGAACAAACCCUCAGUCAGUACGUUUACAUGGACAGUUUAAUUCCACUUUCAAUCGGAAUGAACGGCCAUUCCGAUUGAAAAAUAAAUCCGAUUAAAGGGGGUGGUUUAUUCCAUUUGUCAUUCCAAAUGAAAGAAUUUUGUGUGCAUGUAUACACUCGUUCCUCUUUAGGUUCAUUCCGGUCUUUCUGCGCAUGCUCGUUUCCUUGCCCUUCUGGUGCGAUGAUGUAUAUAGCGUGCAUAGCAACAGGCUGCAUAGCAACGGGCUGAGCUAGAGCAGUCGGACUCGUUGCACUCACCGGUUUCCAUUCGCCACAGCACGGUCUUCUACCUCCCUUCUCCUGCUCAACAGAUGAAGCAUUAGCAGAACAAGGUUGUUGUCGUACUGCUGCUUUAAGAAUAUAAGCAAAACACGCCCGAAAAAGGCACUAAUAACGGCGUCGUCAAGCAUCUUGUUAUCCGGAGCGAGGACUACAGUGUUUUCUUCCGGUAAACGUAAACACGUAACAUCCGCCCCGCCCCCUAUCCAAUCAGAAACCUUCCCUGCCCCAAACCUUACGCAGACCCGAAUAAAGGCGAUUGAACUGAUCUCCCAUAUAAACCCUCAUUCGGAAUUAAUAUUUCCCAUGUAAACUACCUGGAAACACUUUAAUUCCGAAUGAUUUCAUUCAGAUUUAUUUCAUUCCGAAUGAGAAACCAUCAUGUAACCGCAGCCAUUGAUGGGUAAAUUUUGCAAAAGGCCAUUGCACUUGUUUGGAACUUGUGGCACCCCCUAUUGACCGAUUUCCAAAUAAUUUAACACAUGUGGUUUGUCAUAAUUAUUUAACAGACCCUGCAAGUUUUGUAAUGAUUUGACAAUCAGUUACUGAUUUCCAGUCUGAUUUGUAUUAUAUUAUGCCCAUUUUUUUGCAUGUGCAGUGCCCCCUAGUGGUCAAUUUGAAUACAACUUUCACGUUCCUGGUACCUCUCAAGACGUCGCCUGCAAGUUUGUGAUGAUUGGCAGAGUGUUUAAGGAGUAAGAUCCAUUAAUGUACUGAACA